Poeciliopsis prolifica (blackstripe livebearer) is the source of this 2421-nucleotide messenger RNA. Its product is annotated as complex I assembly factor TIMMDC1, mitochondrial-like. The transcript is spliced from 2 exons. The coding region runs from base 1656 to 1901 and encodes 81 amino acids. NCBI's taxonomy places the organism in Eukaryota, Metazoa, Chordata, Actinopteri, Cyprinodontiformes, Poeciliidae. The record is from RefSeq and is a predicted model, not a curated record.
UCUGUGUGCACUAAUUGGUGAAAAACCCAAAAACCUAACUUUACAGCGCCCAUCUCAGAGCAACUUAAAUCUUCUCUGCACUAUGUAGCAAUUUCCCCUUGAGAUCAAUAAAAUAUAUGAUGUCCUAGUUUAUUCUAAAAGGUUUUUGAGAAUUUAGUUGCAUCAUAAUAGAUGAAUGUCACAAAACUGUGAUUGAAACUUUUUUUUGGGCAUACACAAGCCAUGUGAUUAACACCAGGAUGUUUCUACUGGCAGAAACGACAAAGAAGAUGACAGGAAGUGGUUGAAACUUUUUGUCACAAUUUAUAAAAAGUGGAGUAGAAUCCAGUGCUCUUCUGUAAAAUGGCCGACUAUAAUUUCCCCAAAACGUUUGUCACUCCAGCACCUCAAUGUUUCCUCUGAAAAUGUCAUACAACUGUUUAUAUUCGACACUUUCGUUAUUUUUAAGAACUUAUCACGUUUAAUUUAAUCUCUUAUUUAAGAGCAACGCCGCAAAUCUGUGUCGUUCUUAGACAAAUACUUGUAGUGUUUAUUUCCCCGCGCUCGCUUGUCGUUUUUCCACUCUUGCUUGAGAGCAGACGGCGCUCUGGCAGCCAGCUGCGCCCCACGGCAGCCCUCUGCUGCCCAGCUGCACCUUUGCCUCCAUCUCUGCUCCCUCUGCCAGAGGGACUCAUCUGCACUGCAGUUGGCCGUGUUUUUUUGGUUACGAGAGUAAAAAACGGGAGCCAAAGCAUCAUCUGCCCCCUCAACAUGGACACCAUUAGCCGAUCCUCCUUCACUCCCAUCUUCUGAUUUACAUUUUUGUUGCUGACUUCACUCAGGUUGAAGCAGGUUGUGAUAUAAAGGUCUAACCUGAGGACGGAUUGUUUGUAGUUAUUGUUGUGUUGGCUCUGGCCCGCUGCGUCCUGCGCUCUCUGUGGCUCAGCGGGCAGCCACCUGGAGCGUUUGAUGUGAAGUAGGUGAGGUGGAAACGAGCUGAGGAGAGAUGGGAGGGAGCCGAGCGCGUGGCAUCACGCUCCAGAGCUCCGCUAAAGCUCCCGACAUCAGUGGUGGCGAAGCCAGAGAGGAGGAAAGAGAAGUCUGGGUGUUUAGAUACUCUUAUAAUGAAACGUUCAUUUCAAAUUCAUUGUUUUGAAAUGCGAUUUUACAUUGUUUUGGUUUAAAUGGAAAAAAAAACAGUAAAAUGUUUCCCUUAAAGGGACAGUAACGUAUAAACUAAUUUCAUUUUACAUCAUGUUGCAAUGUUAAUUCCUAGAGUGUUUGAUUCUUUCAUGCAUGUUUGAGAAACCUUUAAUCUUUAUGGCAACCAUUCAGCUGUGAAACGCCUGGUUAGACUUAGCCCCGCCUUCGAGGCGCAGCUCCUCCUCCACUCAGCUCCUUCAGACUAGCCAGCAGCAAUUAGCAAACAUCUGGUGUUAGCUGAGCUUGUUAUAUGAGGAGUGCUGGUAAAAAAAUAAAAUCAAAAAAAUAUUUAAAGGGUUGAUGUGAUGAGUUCUUAAAGAGACCCAGUUUUUGUUUGACAUGUGUAACAUUUUGAUAAAAUAAAAAGCAACAAUUUUUCUUCCCUUUCAGCACUGAGUUUCCUUUUAGGACCACAUCAUUAUUCACCAUAUUUUUGAUGAAAUGCUUCUCUCCACAGGAUUCCUGCAGGCGCCAUGAUCAUCGGCUUGCAGCUUCUGACAGGAGAAACCUUCAGAGAGCGGAGACAGCGAGAACGCAGAGAGCUUUAUGACCUCAAACUAGCAGAAUGGUCGGCCCGCCUGCAGCUGACCGAUGAGCUGAUCGACACUUUGAACGUCAGCGUUCAGCCAGAAGAAACCAAUAAGGACCUGGAGAAGAUCGAGGAGCUGCUCAGUUUAUCGCGCAAUGACAACAAAGACUCAAGCAGCCAAUCACAGUAGCUGAAUCACUUCCUGGUAUUUUCCACUCCAUGUGUCGGACAUGUUGUCAGUGAAAGGGUCAAAGGUUGCCCGGACUCUGGACUUGAAGAAUAAACAUGGAAAACUUGCUGUACAAUAUAAAAAGAACAUUAUGGUUUAAAAAUCCUUUCCAUCCACUGAUGUAAUUAAUCAUAGGAACGAAGAAACGCCCAACAAAAUACAAAAGUAAAUGAAUAUAUUUACUUUCCCAUCUUAAUAAAUUAUUUCUAAUACUGUCAGAAUCUUAUUUACUUGUAAAACAAAUAACAUUUUCUGGUCUCAAAUUUUGCUUGAAACUCUGGUUUUGCUUCAGAAAAUUUUUGUGUUUUCCUUCCACUCAACUUUCCUGUAGUAUAUUUGUAAAGUAUAGCAUCACCUUUUAGUAAUUUGCUGGCCUUGUGUGAGAUCAGUAAAAGUCAAAACUGAUCCUUCCUACAACUGUUGCAUGAGUUUUAUGAUCAAGAAUCCACUUGGGAAUAUAUUUGGAAUUUUUUGUUUAUUU